Molecule: messenger RNA, 5088 nt
Organism: Ectocarpus siliculosus
Lineage: Eukaryota; Phaeophyceae; Ectocarpales; Ectocarpaceae
Source: the annotation of a GenBank genome assembly
AUGGACGCUACCGCCGUAGACAGCGGGGAGGCUAAACUGGAAGGCGUUGACGAGGCGCCCUGCUACUACCCGACCACCGCGCAGUUCGCCGAGCCUCUGGAGUUCAUCGCCUCUAUCAGGCCCGAGGCGGAGCGGUACGGGAUAUGUCGAAUCUGCCCGCCACCAGGCUGGAAGCCAGCCUUCGCUCACAAGCCGGACAAGCUCAAAUUCGCCACGAAGGAGCAGGAUCUGGGAAAGCUGGCGGGUGGGCAGCGGCUGAGGCGAAAGUUCACCGAGAACCUGCGGAAAUUUCUGUUCCUGAUCGGGAAGCCGAUGGAGGCUGCCCGCGGGGGAAAGGUGUUCAUCGACAGCCACAACAGCAGCCACGGGUGUGGCCCGGUGGACAUGUUCCGCCUCUUCAAGGAGGUCCAGAGGAUUGGGGGUCACGAGGCUGUGACCCGCGACGGCGGCUGGGUGGCCCUCGCCGAGAGGAUGGGGUUCGACUCGAAAGCCAUUGGGCUGCAGGACGCCUACUGCACCUACCUCGCCGACUUUGAGGCGGUCCACGACGGGAAGGGUUUGGACUUUGACGGCGUGGUCUACACGCCGACCGUCUACCGCGAAAAGCCCAGCGUGGAAGCCGAUAUCCGGGUGGGUAUGACCCUCUGGCACUUCCUGGAGGAGGACCACGGUGCCGGCCGCUGCUAUCACGGCACCGUGAAGGCCCUCCGCGGGGCGUCGAACUGCAUCGUGGAGUACGACCUUGCCGAGCGCUUUCCCGAACCUCACGGACGAGACGGCUCUUGGGACGCCGCCGGCGGCGGCGGGGGCUCCGCAGCGGCGAGGGGGGGGGGCAGCAGCAACGGGGAUUCCGCGGUCGGCGGUUGGAGCGGGGCCGGGAGCCACUUGGACUCUGAGGGUCGUUGGUCGCGGAAUUUCCGAGCGUCGUCGUGUGAAGAGGUGGAGCCUUUCCGGGUGACGUUGCCGAAGACCCAGCUCUCCACCUUGAUUCUCAACGGAAAGUCCCCCGCGGCCGCGAAGCUCGCGGCCCACGGGGUUGUGUGCGAGGUGUGCAGCAUCGCGGCGGCGUCGAAGAAUGUUCUCGUCGUUUGCGUCGCGUGCGACAGCGCCUAUCACCUGGGCUGCGUGGAGCCGGCGCUGCCCAGGAUGCCGUUUCACGACUGGUUCUGCGGGGAUUGCGCAACGGACGGGAACACCGCGGAGGAUCUAGCCAGGGGCCCCAGCGGGCUCUUCUCCUCUUCCACCUCUUCCCCUUCGCUCCCGUUCGUGUCCUCGCCGUCCCCGAAGAAGACGAGCAAGCACGUGGCAGCGGGCUCGAUCUCGAAGCCGCCUUCGGUGUCCAAGCUACCGGCGGCGGAAGCAGCGGCGGCGGCGGCGGCGGAGGGAGGCGAUACCUCCACUCCGGCUGCCGACAUGCCCGGUGGGUCCGGCGAGAGCGACGCCUCAGCGGCGACCCCUGAAAAGCAGCGCGCCCCGGGCUCUGCCGUCGGGAAUGACUCAGUAGGGACGAGAAAGCGGGCGGAGGCGGUGUCUCCUAGACCAAAACGGGCGGAAUCCGCCGCCGCCGCCGCCGCCGCGCCAAGGGCGGAGAACGGUAAGUCGUCGGCCGGUGGCGGCGGGGGCCCCGCGGCGGCGACUAGCACGGGCGCAGCAGCAGCGACCUUGAAUACGCCCAAGAAAGAGGAGGAAGAGGAGGACGGGAGUUCCAGCGAGGGAGGGGGUGCGGAAGGCGGCGCCAGCCUGUCGGCGGCCCGCAUGCGAGGGGUGUCGCGCAUGAAAGGACGGGCCCUCAAGUAUGGGUUCGGCAACGGCGGCGUAUUCACUUUGAAGGAGUUCGCGUUGAUGGCGGAUGGCUGGCGGUCGAGCUACCUUGCCCGAAGGGGGCUCGGAGAUGAGGCCACGGAGGCGGAGAUGGAGGCGGAGUUUUGGAAGCUGGUGGGGCCGGACCCUCCAGAAGAAGACGUGAAGGUGCUCUACGGCAGUGACCUUGACACCGGGGCGGUGGGCAGCGGGUUCCCCUGGACACGCGGGGCGGUGGCGGCGCCCGGGAAGCCGGCGGUUGAGCAGACUGAGCGUCGGAAGCCAAGGCGAGGUCCGGGGACCCGCGAAUGGGACUACACAAGCUACGAGGGUCACUCCUAUGAAGAAGACGCUUGGAACCUCAACUGUCUGCCAACCUCGGACGGUUCCUUGCUUCAGUUUCUGGGGACUCAGAUCCAGGGGGUGAUGGUGCCUUGGCUCUACGUGGGCAUGGCCUUUAGCGCCUUCUGCUGGCACAACGAGGACCACUACCUGUACUCGAUCAACUACCUGCACGCGGGGUCUCCCAAGAGAUGGUACGGGGUGCCGGGAUCGAUGGCCGAGAAGUUCGAGACUACCGUGCAGCUCAUGUUUCCCGAGCUUUUCGAGGCGCAUCCUGACCUGCUCAUGCAGCUGGUGACGAUGGCGCAUCCCACGGAGGUGUCUAAGAGAGGGGUCCCCGUGUCUUCCACCACCCAGAGGGAGGGGGAGUUCGUGCUGACCUUCCCGCAGGCUUACCACGCCGGGUUCAACAUGGGAACCAACUGCGCGGAGGCCGUAAAUUUUGCUCCUCCCGACUGGAUACCGUGGGGCAACGCCGCCCAGGAGCGCUACCGCCUCCACAAGCGCAAGCCGGUGUUUUCGCACGAGGGCCUGGUGCUGUCCCUGGUGGACAUCCUCGCCAAGAAUGCCGGCGACGGAGUGCACGCCUCGGAGGAGCUGACGAGGUUCCUUAGGAACGAGCUUACGGUGCUGGCGACCCACCAGGAGGAGAUGACAAAGCAGGCCCAACAAAUGGGCUGCACACGUUUCGAGCCUAUGGAGAAGUUGGUCGAGCGCCUUCACGGGGGCCGCAAGGCAACGGCAUCCACCGAAGCUACGGCAGCGGCAACAUCGAUAGUGAGGCGGAGCAGCUCCACCUGCGGAGACAAGGGCAACGGUUGCGCUGACGGCGAAGGCGCUAGUGGUGGCGGCGGCAUUCUGGAAGGCCUAGCAACCGGCAGCGCGGUGCGAGGCCCCCAAUGCAGCGUCUGCGACCAGUACUGCUUCCUCACGGCCGUCGUGUGCGACACGUGCGACAGCGGGGGGUUGGGGCGCGGCGCGCCCGCGCGCGCGAGCAGCGGCGGCGGCGGCGGCGGCAGCGGCGGCAGCCCGAGCGUCUACGGUGGAGCGGCGGCGGCUGCGAGAAGGCGGCACCAGCGGCGGCGGUUCGCGUGCGGGCGGCACAUCGCGGAGCUGUGCGCGUGCCCGGCUUCGGAGUACACGUUCUACCAGCGCAAGGACGAGGCGCAGCUCCGGAGGUCGGCCAAGGAUCUUACCUCGAGCGAGGAGUACACGGAGACGUGGGUGGAGGAGGCUAGGUUAGCGCUGGCGGCGGCGAAGAGCACCGGCGGCGGGAUGGUGAACGGCUUCCGCCCGGUCAAGGGUGCCAAGGGCAGCGGAGGUAGUUCUCGUGAAGACGGAGCUUCCCAGUUGCCGAGAGAGAACGGAACCGGCGGCGGCGGCGGCGUCGGCAAGGUUAAGCUUGAGGCGCAGCCUUCUUCGGGCAAGGCCGACGGUGACUCGGUGCGGCCGCGGCCGGCGAACGGCACCGACUGCUCGUCGUCCAGCGACGGCGCGGCCGAGCGCGAAGAAGAAGAAACGGAGGACCUGCAGCUCAGCAACAGCAGCGGCAGCAGCAUGUCCGUGGACGAGGACGAGGCCCCCCUGCCGUCCUCCCUACUGCCGGCGGGCUGGAACGAGCGCCCUUCGCUCAGUUACAUCGGGGACUUGAUCCGCGUCGGGGAAGAGCUGGGCGCGCCGGAGCAGACCCUGGAGAGUCUCCGCGAGAUCGUGGACGCUUGCGCGGGCUGGGUGAAGACUAUCGAGGGGAUCCUGGGCCCCGACGGGACGGCCACCACCUCCGACACCUGUGCGGCGGCCGUCAGCUUGUUCGGCAGCGCGAAACGCGCGGCUGUGGCGGCGGCGGCGGCGGCGGCGGCCACCGGCGGCGGAGACGACGCCGACGGCGGGGGUAGGGGCGGCCGUAGUGGGGGCGGCGGGAGCCAACGGAACGGGGGGGUGCGGGGGGAGAACGGCGGCUCGACGACGGUGGUCAAGCGGAAGGAACAGGUGCCGUUCCACAAGGCGAUCAAGCUGCUGAGCACGGAGGGGAAGCUGCCCGGGAGGCCCGUGGACACGACCGAGAGGCUCUGCGUUGCGAUCAUCGCCGCCUGCCGCCUGCGCCUGCAGGUUCGGUCGCUCCUCGGGCUGGGCGAAGACGAGCACACCACAGCUGCGAGGGCGAUGUGCCUGACCAUCCAGGAAGCCGGGCGGACCGCCUCUCCCGUCGAGCUCGCGUCGAGAUCCGUCAGGCGGCACCCCGAGAACGGGACGGGCGGCGCCGGCGACGGCUCCGGCGAAUCGAAAACCUCCGGCGGCGGGGCUACCGGGGGCCCGAGGGGAAGCUCCCCGUGCCGCGGACAGGGGGGGGGGUCGAACGGCUCCUCCGCGGCCCCUUGCUCGGGUGCCGACUCCGGCGCGGCCUCCGAGGCCCCGACGGCGACAUCCUCGCGGCCGGGGUCGUCCCGCACCCGCACGCGCACCAACGUCUCGGCCCCGACGGGCACGCUGGCGGCGGAGCGCGGAACGUGGAAGCUGCAGCCGUGGAGGCUGUGGCCCGUGCACCAGCCGGCCGCCGCGGCGCUCGUGGAGCCCUGCGUCAGCUCCGUGGUGGCGGUGCCGGAGCUGGCGCUCCUGAGGAAGGCGCUGGCCGCGUUGGCGGACAGGACCGACAAGGCGCUGAGGAUGAUGGAGGGCGGAACGUCGUCCGCAUCUGAGUCUUGCGGCGUGAAGAGGGGACGCGGCGGAGCCACCGUUGGUGUGGGCGGGGACUCCGCCGGCGACGGCGGUGGUGCUAGAGGCAGGUCUCGCGGGAGCGGCGGCGGCGGCGGCGGCGGCGGUGGCGGUAAGGUGAAGCCUUCUGGCGCCCCUGCCGCUGUAGCCGGUUCUUCAAGGGGCGGGGGUGGUGCCGGGGGAGGGGUUCUCCUGGGCGCCGCGCACAAGCGCAGGCGGCACGACGAUAGUUGA